AUGAAUCAUAAGUAAAUGUAGUGCCUCAUUUUAGAAUAGUAUGGCAAACCUCUUGUUUUGAAAUCAGUUGAUAUUCCUUAACCAACUGAAGGUGAAGUUCUAAUUUAAGUAGAAGCUGCCCCAAUUAAUCCUUCUGAUUUACUUUUCAUUGAAGGUUAACAUUCAAAUCCUUCAAAGUAGCCUCCUUGCAUUCCUGGUUUUGAAGGCUCUGGUAUCAUAGUUAAAAGUGGUGGAGGAGAAUUAGCUGAUAGCUUAAUUAAUAAAAGAGUCGCUUUCUAUCGUUCAAAAGGAUCAUUUGCUUAAUAUACUGUUAGUAAGGCUGAAUGGUGUUUAGUCUUUGAUAAAUAAAUAACCUUUAACUAAGCUGCUUCUUCAUUUAUUAAUCCUUUGACAGUAAUUAAUAUGCUUGAAAUAGUAAAAGAAGCAAAAGUAAAAGCUAUUGUUAACUCUGCUGCUUCUUCUGCUCUCGGAAGAAUGAUAGUGAGAUAUUUUAAAAAGAAUGGAAUUGAUGUAAUAAAUAUUGUGAGAAGACCAGAAUAAAUAGAUAUUUUGAAAUAAGAAGGAGCUACUUAUAUUUUAAACUAAAACGAUAAAGAUUUUUUAAAUUAAUUAAAUAAAAUUACCAACUAGCUGAAUGCUACGAUUUUUUUUGAUGCAGUAGCAGGAAGUUUUACUGGAGAAGUCCUCACUUAAAUGCCUAUUUAUUCUACUGCUUAUGUUUAUGGCUUCCUUUCAGGAAAAAAUUUUUCUAUUCCUACAUAUGAAUUCAUUUAUAAUAAGCAGAAUAUUUAAGGAUUUUCAAUUACUAGCAGAUUAUUAACAUUAAGCCCAGAAAAGAGAAAAAAAUAAUUAGAAAUAGUUUAGGAAUUUAUUUAAACUGACUUUAAAACAGAUAUUGCUAAUGAGUUUCCAAUAAAAAAUAUUGAAAAGGCUAUAAAUUAUUAUUCUUAAAAUAUGUCUGAAGGAAAAGUUUUGCUUAAACCUCAAUUAUGA
Tetrahymena thermophila SB210 is the source of this 993-nucleotide messenger RNA. RefSeq names its product zinc-binding dehydrogenase family oxidoreductase. Lineage: Eukaryota; Ciliophora; Oligohymenophorea; Hymenostomatida; Tetrahymenidae. The transcript is spliced from 2 exons. Gene Ontology annotation, molecular function: oxidoreductase activity. The record is from RefSeq and is a predicted model, not a curated record.